AUGUCCAUCGCUGCAUUGGUUCUCGCCAAGCAUGAGCGCACUGGGCUGACACGCUGGCGCGACCCAGUCUACCUAGGCCGUGCGCUCGCCGCGCACGACUGCCUCGAGGUGGCUCACUCGCCCGCGUCGACCGUCGGAGGCUGCGUGCAUGGCGGUCGGCAGCUUUCCGCUCUGCUCGAGCGCAGCCGGCGUGCGCCCUGCCGGUGGCCGUCGCGGCACGACUACUCCUACCUCUUUCACGAAGCGAUGCCCGCCGGCGGCAUCCACAGCCUACCUGGCUCGGCUCUCUAUGCGGGCGCCGCACUCACCGGGUCGUACCUUCAUUGGCACGCCGGCGCCCUCAACUACCUCGCGGCGGGUGCCAAGCUGUGGCUGGUCGCGCCGCGCUCGUCGAGCGGCGGCCCGCUCCGCCGGUUCACGUACGGCCGCGUCUCCAACAUGUCGACGCAUCGCUGGCUCCGCUCCGAGCUCCCGACGCUGCUUGCGGUGCCGCGCCUCGCGCUCUUUGUCCAGAGAGCGGGCGAGGCGGUCUACGUGCCGCCGUAUGCGCCGCACGCCGUCGUGAAUCUCGAGUACAAUGUCGGCGCGACCUUCACACUGAAGGCUGCCGAGCCGUCUCUGCCGGUUUGGCUGCUCGCGAGCCUCUUCGGCGGGUGA
This is a messenger RNA of Emiliania huxleyi CCMP1516, 657 nucleotides long. RefSeq lists its product as hypothetical. The record is from RefSeq and is a predicted model, not a curated record. Bases 1 to 657 code for a protein of 218 amino acids. NCBI's taxonomy places the organism in Eukaryota, Haptophyta, Isochrysidales, Noelaerhabdaceae. The transcript has 3 exons.